AUGCCGAACAACCCAACCACAGCUAUGGAGGAGCACACCUCCCGGGACAAGUCCCUCUGGAUAUUCGGCUAUGGAUCCCUGGUGUGGAGACCCGAUUUUGAAUUCACUUCCAGUAAAGUUGGCUUCAUAUCUGGCUAUAGCCGCAAGUUCUGGCAGGGAGACACCUUCCACAGAGGAAGCCCGCAAAUGCCCGGGCGAGUGGUGACCUUACAAGAGGAUUAUGAGGAAUGCACAUGGGGUGUUGCAUAUGAAGUGCGUGGAGAUCAGAUUGAAUCUUCUCUUCAAUAUUUGAAUGUACGAGAGUCUGUCCUUGGAGGCUACAUCACGAAACUGGUUAAAUUCUACCCUCAGGAUGAGGGGGAAGAAGGCGCAGUACUUGCCAUGGUGUACAUAGCCACUCCACAAAACCCUAGUUACCUUGGACCAGCCUCUGAGGAGGAAAUCGCAGCUCAGAUUGUAGUGUCCAGUGGACGGGCAGGCCAUAACAUUGAAUAUCUCUCUUACGGCUUGCGGCCUUUAUGCAUAAUUAUUGUCCAGAAGCUGAAGACAAGCAUCUCUUUUCCAUUGAAGGGGCUUUAAUUUCCAUCCUUCCAUACUAUUAUAAUACAAAUGAUCCUUCAUCCGUGUUCUGCUAA
This is a messenger RNA of Staurois parvus, 635 nucleotides long. NCBI's taxonomy places the organism in Eukaryota, Metazoa, Chordata, Amphibia, Anura, Ranidae. The record is from the annotation of a GenBank genome assembly.